CAUUUUCUGCUCUUCCCCGGAUAUUCUGAGGUUUCUGCUGUACCAGCGACAGUGGGCGCGAACAGUUUCUCACAUUUGCGUGACUGAUUAGCAACCCAGGAGUUUCCCCGGCUUCUGAUGGGGAAAUGGAUCUCUGCAUCUUUAAGGCUCCGCGGGGCUGUCUGCUCCGGCGACGCAGGCAGGGCAGGCUCUGCGGCAGCAGCCGCGGACUCAUCCGUCGCUAAGGUCCAGUUAGCCAAGGUGGAGGAUGGGAAAAGAAUGGAGCUGUCCCAGCUCCUCAAUGAGAUCAGGGCAAACUAUGAGCAGCUUCUCACCAGAAAUCAGAUAGAGACGGUGCUGUCAACACGGAUGCAGCUAGAGGAAGACAUAACCAAAAGAAUGGACAAGGAUGGGGAGGCCCUGAAGGCAGCUCAGGCGGAACUCAAGGAGGCCCGGCGCCAGUGCCACCACCUGCAAGUGGAAAUUGAGACCCUCCACGCUGUGGAACGGGGUCUUGAAAACUCCCUGCAGGCCAGUGAGCAGCAUUACCAGAUGCAGCUGCAAGAUCUGGAGUCGGUGAUUGACGGACUAGAGAAGGAGCUGCAGGAAGUGAGAGGCGGCAUCGAGAAGCAGCUUCAGGAACAUGAGAUGCUUCUCAACACGAAGAUGAGGCUGGAGCAGGAAAUUGCCACCUACCGCCGCCUGCUGGAACAGGAGGAGAUCAGAUACUAUGGUUGUAUCCAAGGCGAGAAAAAAGAAGAAAAACCUACUACCAGGAGUAAAGUUGGCUUUCUUCUCCCCUCCGCCAUUAUAAAUGAAAUAUCUUUUUCAACGAAAGUCUCACACAAGUAUGAGAAUGAAAAUGUGGAGACAAUGACCAAACAGCCAGAAUUGAAUGGAAGUGUGGAGGAGAGUGCAGAGGCUCACGGCACCAUUCAGACAGAGAAAGUGGAUGAAGUUAUAAAAGAAUGGGAAGGUUCAUUCUUUAAAGACAACCCCCGAUUGAGGAAAAAGUCUGUCUCUCUUCGCUUUGACCUCCAUUUGGCAGCCACUGAUGAAGGCUGUUUACCGAGCAGACGGGAGAAUCUGCCCGACAUCGAAGUCAGGCUUAUCAUGCGAAGAUCAUGUAGUAUUCCCUCCAUCAAGCCCCCACCAGCAGCCAACUAACCCAGAGAUAGGAUUUGAUUUGAUAUCAGAGACACUAGGAUGGACCUAGGCUGGCCAUGCUGACGCCCAGUCCCAAAUGUAAGUUACUCCACAUGUAUGGAUAAUGUGAAGAUGCCGUGGGCUGUGGCUCCCUUCAGAGAACUCGUAUAGUAAGAGGAAAAGUUGCUAGGACUCCAAAGAUGAGCAUAUUUUUUGGAGAGGGGAGUGCUUAAAAAUAAAUCAGAAAUUUGGUGUGGUUUCUGUUUUGUCUGUCAUCCAGAGAGUCUUUAUCCUGGCGAGCUUUAUCAGAGACUUGAAGUAUAAGGUGGCUUGGUUAAGUCUGUAAUUUCACUCAAUGGCUGAACUUCCUAAGGAAAAUGGAAUAGCUUGUCUGAAUACUGAAGAGUUACACUGAGUUACUCCCCGUGGUUUCAGGACCAGCUGAACCUAAAAUGUUUGUUCUACUUCUAAAAAGGCAACAGUUAGGAACCAAUGUUUAUGGAGAGGGGUCUCGAGCUUCUCUUAGGAUUUUUCCAUUUGAGACAAUCAUUUGAACCCUGGGAAUUAAGAAAAUUAAGAAGUGGUCUGUCUGUGAGCAAUUCUGAAGUACUGAGCACACCUCAAGGCUAUUUUGAUGAUUAAUAAAAUUGGGGUGCCCUAUAUCUUACAGUUCUUUUAGAAUAAGAAUCUGAUUCGCAGGAGAGUCACUUUGUUGAAAGAACUGUAAAAGUUAUAUCCUUACAUACACACAUACACACACACACACACACACACACACACACAGAGCUGUACAAACAAAACUUUAAAAGCAAAUGGAAAAUGUGAUUACUCUAGUUACUAGGACAGUUACCCAAUUAUGCAUCAUCUGAACUCUUCCAUCUGUAAAAUGAAGUGAGUGGCGUUUGCCAUGGGCCUUAGAGAAGGUCCUCCAUGAACUAGGAGAAAGAGUUCCUGCAGUCAUUUGUGUGAACUAACAGCACAGUAUUGCUAGCUGAGCUAAGAGUUGUCUGCAGGACUUGCUUUAAACAUGUUCAAACUGUAAUAACUACAGACGUAAAAUAUAUUUGUGAAUAGAUGACAAGGUGUUGCAACAUUUUUAAAAACAACAUAAUUUGUUUAAUGCAGGUAUAUUUGAGACCUUAAAUAAUAAAUACCUGUUUUAAGACACUAGGUGGGGCCGGGCGUGGUGGCGCACGCCUUUAAUCCCAGCACUCGGGAGGCAGAGGCAGGCGGAUCUUUGUGAGUUCGAGGCCAGCCUGGGCUACCAAGUGAGCUCCAGGAAAGGCGCAAAGCUACACAGAGAAACCCUGUCUCGAAAAAAACCAAAAAAAAAAAAAAAAAAAAAAAAAAGACACUAGGUGGUUAUAGGCUUUUUUUUCUCUAAACAACAACAAAAAGGAGUACAAACCACUGUUCUUUGUUUCCAGCUGAAACAUCAUAAGGGCUAUGGCUAUGCUAGCAUUAGUGCAGCCUUCAAAAAUCAACCCCUCCCUCCCGUCCUCUCUCCACAGGUGUGUGUGUGUGUGUGUGUGUGUGUGUGUGUGUGUGUAUGUAUAUAUAUAUAUAUAUAUAUAUAUAUAUAUAUAUAUAUAUAUAUAUGUUGACCAGUAAAUAUGCUUUAGCCACAAGGAAAUUAUGUUAAGGAACUUUUAAUAUAAUACAGGGAUUUUAACAUUUGCCUUUUUCUUUCUAUUACCUCGGGUUCCUUUUAGCCUGACUCACUCUAUUUAGUGAAGAGGAAUGAUGCUGUUCUGUCAAGGAUACAGCAGCAUAUUAAGCGCUUAUUCUUGCAUAAGCAUCUGUCCCAAACUUGCGCCCUAUACAUAAAAAUGUUUCUGGGGGGCUGGAGGCACAGCACGGUGCCAGAGCUUCACCUAGCACACAGGAGGCCCUGGGUUUGGACCUCAUGGGAAAAAAGGGAAAAGUUUCAUUCAUCAUUAAAUGCUACAACUUUAUUAAAGCUUUGAAAUGCAAUCAUAUAAGCUGUUGUACUGGUUACUGUUCUAUGCAACAAUGAUUAGGGUAAAGCAAUACAUCUAGUGUAAUCUACUGCAGUACUGUUAGUACUGGGCAUUGUGAAUUAACAGCUUGCUAGAGAAAUUCCAUUACGCAGCUAUCCUGUGUGUAUAAUAUGCAGUACUUGAAUUUGUAAAUGAUUUUUGUUUGCUUCAAAGCAUUUUAAAAUCGGAAUAUGAAUUUACCAAAGUAAAUGAUACCGCUAUAAUAAAAAAAAAUUUUUGAAACA
Messenger RNA from Peromyscus maniculatus bairdii (prairie deer mouse), 3370 nucleotides. It is a transcript of the gene Krt222, whose product is annotated as keratin 222. NCBI's taxonomy places the organism in Eukaryota, Metazoa, Chordata, Mammalia, Rodentia, Cricetidae. Gene Ontology annotation, molecular function: structural molecule activity. The record is from RefSeq and is a predicted model, not a curated record.